GCGGAAGUUGCGUGGCGCUACAAUUGACAGGUGCGCCUUAUCUGUAUCUCCGCCGAGAAUAGCGGUCUGGCACCGGCGCUGACGACAUGAACGUAGCCCGGGGCACGGCGGCGCCCGGCUUCGUCGGCAUCAAGUUCUGUCAGGAGUGCAACAACAUGCUGUACCCGAAGGAGGAUAAGGAGAACAAGGUGUUGUUGUACGCCUGCCGUAACUGCGACUACAAACAGAUCGCGGACAACAACUGCAUCUACGUCAACAAGAUCAUGCACGAAGUCGACGAGCUGACCCAGAUCGUGGCGGACGUCAUCUCUGACCCGACCCUGCCCCGGACGGAGGACCACGCCUGUCCCGUGUGUGAGCACCGGGAGGCCGUCUUCUUUCAGGCGCAGUCCCGGCGUGCGGAGGAGGAGAUGCGGCUGUACUACGUGUGUACAAACCCGGACUGCAAGCACCGGUGGUCGGAGUGAGCCGACCGCGCUGUCUGCGCCGCCGCCGGCUGCGGCCCGGUCGCGGCGGCGGGCGUCAGUGCCGCAGCCGCCGCCGCCGCCGCCGCCUCUCAUGCGUCAUCUUCACCGCUCACAUGUGUCCCUCACCGCCGAAUAUAGGCCGCGCCGGACGGACGGGGUUUACUGCGGCGGUAUGUCCAGCGGUGCACGGCGAGCCGAUCAUGCGAGAGCGCGGGCACGCAACGGCGGAUGCGGCGAGAUUGGCGUGCCGGGAGCGCAGGAUUAGUUCCCUAACGCAUUAACCGGACACGGCUCGCCCACAGACAACACGCGUUCCGUACAUGUAUUGGUACGUCAGAUGGUAAACGCUCGCGGCUGCCGAGACAUCGCCGCUCGAACGAAAAUGGUACUCGGGUCGUGAUGCGGCUCUUGGGUAGCGCUCAGCAAGGACGACCGCACAGAACAACUAGAACCCGGUCGCUGCCUAAUACACUAACGUCACUAA
Molecule: messenger RNA, 951 nt
Organism: Pollicipes pollicipes
Lineage: Eukaryota; Metazoa; Arthropoda; Thecostraca; Pollicipedomorpha; Pollicipedidae
Gene: Polr2I
Product: RNA polymerase II subunit RpII15
Exons: 4
Coding region: 87-467 (126 amino acids)
Biological process (GO): transcription initiation at RNA polymerase II promoter; maintenance of transcriptional fidelity during transcription elongation by RNA polymerase II; DNA-templated transcription
Cellular component (GO): RNA polymerase II, core complex
Molecular function (GO): nucleic acid binding; DNA-directed RNA polymerase activity; zinc ion binding
Source: RefSeq, a predicted model, not a curated record